Molecule: messenger RNA, 1158 nt
Organism: Priapulus caudatus
Lineage: Eukaryota; Metazoa; Priapulida; Priapulimorpha; Priapulimorphida; Priapulidae
Product: U3 small nucleolar ribonucleoprotein protein IMP3-like
Exons: 6
Coding region: 48-599 (183 amino acids)
Biological process (GO): rRNA processing
Cellular component (GO): Mpp10 complex; small-subunit processome; small ribosomal subunit
Molecular function (GO): rRNA binding; snoRNA binding; structural constituent of ribosome
Source: RefSeq, a predicted model, not a curated record
UCAUUGUUGAACUUAGAGGGCGCCACGAUUCAGUACACAAAUCCAAAAUGGUGCGUAAACUCAAGUUCCACGAGAAGAAACUUCUUAAAAAGGUUGAUUUUAUAUCGUGGGAAGUAGAUAAUAACUUACACGAAGUAUCGGUGAUGAGAAAAUAUCAUGUACAGAAGAGGGAGGAUUACACAGCUUAUAACAAGCUGUCACGGGAGAUCAGAGAGCUGGCGAGGCGGGUCAGGGAUCGUGAUCAGAAAGAUCCGUUCCGCGUUGAAACGACGGCGCAACUUCUCGACAAGCUGUACACAAUGGGUUUAAUUCCGACGAAGAAAAGCCUGAGCCUCGCAGAUAGGAUCACAGCCUCCACGUUCUGCAGACGGCGUCUACCCGUGGCGAUGGUGAGGAACCACAUGGCAGAGUCGUGCAAGAUGGCAUCACAGUUCGUCGAGCAAGGUCACGUGAGGGUCGGGCCAGAGGUCAUCAUGGAUCCGGCCUUUCUGGUGACGAGGAACUUGGAAGACUUUAUAACGUGGACGGAUACAUCGGCCAUCAAGAAACACGUCAUGGAGUAUAACGACAUCAGAGACGACUACGACAUGAUGUCAUAGCAGACAUGAUGUCAUAGACAUGAUGUCAUAGACAUGAUGUCAUAGACAUGAUGUCAUAGACAUGAUGUCAUAGCAGACAUGUCAUAGCAGACAUGUCAUAGCAGACAUGAUGUCAUAGCAGUAAAACCAGAUGCAACUGUGGAAUAACAAACUACUAAUUAUCUUGCUGUUGGGUACACUCGAGGAGCAGUGCAUUAUAGAGGUUUUGUCCUGUACGAAAAAUAUGUUCAGUCAGUCAGUCAAUUCUCGGUCAGAAUCAGGUCGCAUUGCAACAUGGUUGUACAUGUAAUGAUCAAAUUAAUCUCGUAGCUGGAGCAAUAUGCAGCAGGUAUGCAAGAAAUAGCUACCAGUGUGUCACUAGAGUAACAUACUUUCAUUCAAGUUGUUGUGCUAUUAGUGUGGAACAUUUUGUGGCUUGGACCAAUGGCAAACUUGUAUUACGAGUUGUGCAUAAUUGUCACGAGUUCAUGCAUCACUACUGGGGAGUUUAUUAGUUGUGUUGUUCAGGUUAUCAUGUAUAUAAUGUAUGAAUUUAUUAAAAACAAACCUGUACUUUUAA